AGCAGCAGCACCAGGAGGAGGAACUUUGCAGGCAGGAACCUAAUGGCUGCGAAGGGGGAAAUCUAAGAGCAAAGUCUUUUCCCAGCCUGCCCGGGGAGAAGGCUGGCCAGCGAGCCCAGGGGGAAGCCCGGCCACCAUGAGAGCAGGGGCUGGGCGCUGAUGCCUGCGUCCCUGGCCCCGGCGGGAGGAUUACGAGUGUCUCCCUCCCCUGGGGCACCGCCAGCCGCGCGCGUGUGACGAGCAGCCCGGAGAAGCGGCGGCCGCAGCAGCAGUAGCGGAGAACUCCCCCCAGCAGGGCGCUGAACUUCCCUCGACCCGGGACUCUCCGGCCAGCUGAGCGCACCCUUGGCGUCUUGUAUUCCCCUAGAAACGAUCUGAUUUGGGGGAGCGGGGCUGGGGGGCCAAGGCAGCGAGCGCCUCUCCGCGUUUCCGAAAGAAACUAUUUCUGGCCAAGAUCAUGGCGGUGAAAGGGGCUGCCGCGAACACGGGGAUCUUGUUAGUAACAGCCAACGUGGGAUCCUUGUUCGAUGAUCCAGAAAAUUUGCAGAAGAAUUGGCUUCGGGAAUUUUAUCAGGUUGUGCAUACACACAAGCCACAGUUCAUGGCACUACACUGUCAAGAGUUUGGUGGGAAAAACUACGAAGCAUCCAUGUCUCAUGUGGACAAGUUUGUUAAAGAAUUGCUAUCAAGUGAUGCAAUGAAAGAAUACAACAGAGCCCGGGUUUAUCUGGAUGAAAACUACAAAUCACAGGAACAUUUCACGGCACUGGGAAGCUUUUACUUUCUCCAUGAAUCCUUGAAAAACAUUUUCCAAUUUGACUUUAAAGCUAAGAAGUACAAAAAAGUGACGGGAAAAGAAAUCUACUCCGAUACUUUAGAAAGUACACCUAUGCUGGAAAAAGAAAAGUUUCCACAGGAUUAUUUCCCUGAGUGUAAAUGGUCCAGGAAAGGCUUCAUACGAACAAGGUGGUGUAUUGCUGAUUGUGCCUUUGACUUGGUAAACAUUCAUCUUUUCCAUGAUGCUUCCAAUUUAGUUGCUUGGGAAACAAGCCCAUCGGUUUACUCAGGAAUAAGGCAUAAGGCCCUUGGUUAUGUACUUGACAGAAUUAUAGAUCAGCGGUUUGAAAGAGUUUCAUAUUUUGUCUUUGGAGAUUUCAACUUUCGACUGGAUGCAAAGUCAGUGGUAGAGACCCUUUGUGCGAAGGCUACAAUGCAGACUGUCCGGGCCGCUGAUACUAACGAAGUAGUCAAACUAAUAUUUCGUGAAUCUGAUAAUGACCGAAAGGUUAUGUUACAGCUAGAAAAGAAGCUCUUUGACUAUUUUAAUCAAGAUGUUUUUAGAGAUAAUAAUGGCACUGCGCUCUUGGAAUUUGACAAAGAGCUGUCAGUCUUUAAAGACAAAUUAUAUGAACUGGACAUUUCAUUUCCUCCCAGCUAUCCAUAUAGUGAAGAUUGUAGCCAGGGAAUGCAGUACAUGAACACUAGAUGUCCAGCUUGGUGUGACAGGAUCUUGAUGUCACAUUCUGCCAAAGAGUUGAUUCUAAAGUCAGAAAACGACGAGAAGCAAGUGGUGUAUGACCAUAUUGGACCAAACGUCUGCAUGGGGGACCACAAGCCCGUGUUCCUGUCCUUUCGAAUAGCCACUGGGGCAGGUAAACCUAUUGCCAAUGUGCACAAGUGUUGUGUCGUGCAGUGAUGUGGUGGGAAAAGAUGCCUCCGAAACGAGAAGAUCUUUCGGGAAAGUUCCUUGUAGCAAAGAGGAGGAGGAAGAGGAGAGGAGGAGGAAGGCCUCGGAGGUCCACCCCAUCGCCUAAAUGGAGACAUUGCUCCUACCAGUCCUGCGUGCCACCUUCGUAGCAUUUCGAUUAGAAUUGUCAUUCCUGUUUCAUGAUGUUGACCAUACACUAUCUUCUGGCAUCUGGACUUUAGCCCCGGGAAAGGAAAAAGGAAAAAAAAGGAAAAACCCGGAACUGUCAUACCUCACCGUCUUGUAUAUUCCUGUGACAUCCACUGUGGGAUUUUAUUUUUAUAUGGAGAUGCAUAUUCUGUGCCCCAAAUCCAGUUGCCAAAAGCGAAAAAAUAUCCUCUCCUAGGCGAGACCUUCUGUGUUUUAGACUUCACUGUGCUGUUGUUGUUUUUAAGUUUGUCAAUGUGAAAUUAUAUAUAAUAUUCAACAUUAGGACAGUUUCCAUUGCCCUUCCCUAGCUUAAAUGCCAGGUUGGGAAUUUUGUACAUUACCUUGUAUAGAAAGUCCUGGUGUAUUGUUACUCCUUAACCAAGAUUUAUUGUUCCUGUGAUUUGAGGGGGGGAAGGGGGGGAGAUUAGGUUUAGAGGGUUGAAGAAUUUUAUUUUUUGUCAUUUUUAUAGACUUCUUCGUUUUCUCAUGUUAUUUACUAUACUGCCAUGUCCCAUGGUUUUUGAAUCACACACAGCAGCAGCUGCUUUCUAUACAUACCUGUAUAUAUUUAUAUAUUUCUAUGUGAGUGUGUAUAGACGAUAUAUAUAUACACAGAUAUAGAUAUAAUUUAUAAUUAUAAAGGUUUGUCCCUUCCUGCUUAUACAAAAAUUAGCCCUUUCCAGAAUAGCCAGGAUGUAUGUACACUUUGAGUGGCAGGAAAUUCCGUUGGCUUCAAUGGGGUUACAUUUCCAAACCAAUCGGGUUAGGAUCUACCUGUAGAAACACUGUGGUUUAUUUCCCCUCCUCUCCCCCUCCUGAAACGCGUCUACUCCGAAUGAAAAGCCAUCGCAGCCGGAUUUUAACCACGUUGAGCCGGAAAGAACUCCCAGUGAAAUCUAGUCCGACCCAACAGUCUGAUGCUUAAUGCAUGUUUACUCGAAAGUAAGUGGGCCAAGGCUGGUUAGGACUGUUUUCGAAGGCCGUGCGCCGUCAUUGGCGUCAGUGGCCUUUACCACCGAGUCACCCUGCGAAGGGUCAGGCGCGUGUUUCAGAUCGUGGUCUUUUCAGGGUACCGUGUGGAGAGGUGCUAGUGGACUCUGAUGGGCUGUCGAGGAUCCUGGUCUCCCGAGUGCCAGAUCCGCUAAACGGUCUCCCCCCCCCCCCGUGUAUAUAUCGAUUCAGGCCCCUUCUCCGUCUGCCUACUGUAGUCACGUAUUGAAGCAUAAAAGUCUGGUGCCAAGUAUUCGCUAAACCCAGUAAGCGGACGCAACUUUCGACUGGGUCGUUCACCAGCUUUUGAGAGGCAGGAAGGGACUGGUUGGGAGCUCUCCCUCCCUCCCUCUAAAAGGGAAAAAAAUACCCCUCUGGUGGGUUGGCUGGCCUGUUUGUCUCCCCCCCCCCCUUCCCCUCAGUGCAGCAUACUAGGUGAUUAGCAGGUCUGCAAAUGAAACACAAACGGAAGGAGGGCGGGCGGGUGGCUUGCAAGUAGAACACUACCGAGUUCAGGGACUGGGCGAGGGGGAGGCAGCCCUCGGAUAUCAGUCACUCCCAGGCGUGGGGGACGGGGGGGGGAAGGGUGAAUGGUGAUUCCCCAACAAAAAAAGAAGCUGGGUUUACCCCAGGCUGGAGUCAAAGACACGCGUUUGGGAGAGACAGUUGGCGUUUUCAUGUGUUCCAUGUGGGAAAGGAGCGCUCUGGUUC
This is a messenger RNA of Gekko japonicus, 3598 nucleotides long. RefSeq names its product inositol polyphosphate-5-phosphatase A (gene INPP5A). The transcript is spliced from 16 exons. Gene Ontology annotation, molecular function: inositol-polyphosphate 5-phosphatase activity. Gene Ontology annotation, biological process: phosphatidylinositol dephosphorylation. Bases 458 to 1696 code for a protein of 412 amino acids. NCBI's taxonomy places the organism in Eukaryota, Metazoa, Chordata, Lepidosauria, Squamata, Gekkonidae. The record is from RefSeq and is a predicted model, not a curated record.